AUGGACCGGUCUUCGUCGAGGACCAACGCCAGCCGCAAUGGUGACUACAUGCCUCCUAGUCGCGUUGCGAGGAUGGCAAUUUCCAGCUCUCGAUCUCCAGCAGGUAGCACAGCAGAAGCGGUGGCUACGGCUCGACGUGCUGAAUAUGGUACUGGAGGGAGCAUUCUCCCUGUGCUGCCUACAGCCCCCAGCGCUUCCAAGCGGACCAGUUGGACGGCGCCUCGCUCUUUGUCUGACUCCAUAGACGACGAGUUGUACCAAUCCAGCAAUGACGCUCUGUCUCCUUCUCCCCGUCGUGCUGAGAUGGUGUCCGUGGCAGCUACAAGGAGAGCGGAACCCGUUCGCCCACGCUCAGUGUCCGAUGAUCUCUUUACGUCUAAUACUGAGCAGGCUCAACUCGCGUACAUGGAACAAAUUUACGGUACUUUUAACUUACUAAACGCUGAGUUGGAGAGCGAGCGACGUAGCCGACCUGCUUUAGAAGCAGCAACAGCAGCACGGCCAUCUACGUACCCAGCAAUGUCCGAUUUUUCGCUAGAAGGGGACGUACAGAUCCUCGUUAAUGAGUUCGAUGAGCCCUCGACCGGCUUCAUCGUGUCCCAAUCGCCCGUCGCGCCUUCACAUUCACCCAGGAAGCUGCGAACCAUGCCGUCACCCCCAUCACAGCCACCACAGCGUGUAGCGAGGCCUCCGACCUCGCCUCGAGCUGCCGUUAAAGACCAGGACACCGAGCUGUGUGCGACACUGGGCAAGAAUGCGGAACUUCGCAUCCGCUCGCGAGGUAUGGAGCGCACAGUGGAGAAGACGGAGCUCGAGUUGGAGCUGGCGAGGAAGCAGAUUAAGAUGGUGGAAAGACGAGUUGAGAACCGCGAGGAGAAACUGCGCGAGUUACUUCGAGAGAAGCUCAGGUGGCAGAAAGAACUGAAAUCUACACGUGCGCAGGUCGCGGAGGAGAAGAUGCGGCAGGUUGACUUGUUCCGUGAGGUUGAAGCAGCUAAACGUGAGUUUGCAGCUGAAUUAGAAGCGGUGGAUCAAGAGUUAGGUGCUGUUCAGGAGGAGAACACGCAGCUUCGAACACGCGCAGCUGAGAUGAAGGCUCAGAUGAACUUCCUGACUCGGAAAAUGGAGGACAUGGCGCGUCAAUCUCAGGACGAAAAGGCUCGCUUUGUGUCGAUGAUCGAAGAUACCAGACACCGAUUUCGCGAGUGGAAGGAAGGGGAGGCGGAAGCUCUCGCUGUUGCACACGACCAGGCAGUGCGAGCUCUCAAGACGGAGUACGAAUUGAAGAUGGAGCGUCACCAGGACGAGAAGAAAAAGCUGCGAGACAAGGUCAACGACUUGGAAGUGUCCAUGCGGCUCUUACAGAAAGAUCGGACACUGUCUCCGCUUGAGUUGAGCUUGAGAAAGACAGCAAUCUUGGGGAGUAAAGGCAACAGUAGCACGGUCGAGGCUGAGCAUAUCAAGACGCAGUCGCGGAUCCUGGAGCUCGAGAAUCUGCUGGCACACUCGCAAGCCUAUCAAGCACGACAAGAGAGCAUCAUCAAGCUGUCCGAGACCACAAUUUCUCGUCUUAUGCAAGCGCGCGAGGUGGCAGCGUUGGAGAAUCUGAGUCUACACCCGUUUGGCGUCGAGUCUCCACGAAGUGAAGAGUUGUUGUACGAUACUCCGCUUAUGGGGUAUGUUACGGCGCCCUCGAGUCCUGGAAGACCGAUGUCUCCACCUAAGACUCCGGCCCGGAGACCUCUAAGCGCAGCGAAGAGCAACGAUCCUUCGAUUGCGUCAUCACUGAGGUCAAGACCUCACACGCCAAGACGCACAGACCAGGAAACCAGCACCGCUCCGGUAGGAAACUCAGGGCCAAGUUUGAGAGAGAAAACUUUGAUGGACGAACUCGUACAAUUGCGCAAAGAGUUGGCUGAAGCACAAGCAAAAGCAGCGGAAGUAGCGACUAAAGAAGAUGUACAACACGGUGAGAGACACGAAAGCGGUGACUUGGAAUCGGUAGAUAUGCCAGACGCGCAAGCAGCUGAAGAUUCGCUUCGGCUCGCUCAGGACGAGAAUGGAGAUUGGGAGACUGCAACGGAUAACAUUCAAAAUGGAGCAGCAGCACAGUCCAUUGUCGAGGAAUCUGAUGAGGCUGAGGAUAAAAACCAUGCGGAUGUUCCUAUGAACACAUCGAAGGACAAGGUGCCGUGGGAGUCACUGCAAGCAUUGGAUAAUAACGAGCUCCAAGUACCCAGUGAAGAGAAAGAAAUCCGACGUGAACUCAGCGAGUUGGUCGACGAGUCUAUCACAAAUGAUACGAUACUUGAUGCUAUCGAUUCUCCACCAGACGACAAUAAUGUCGAGGAUACGCCACCCGCAGAGGGUGUUGCUCAAGAGUGCAUCGCUGCGUCUGUCAACUCGACCGAAGAAACCUCUGGUAGUUAUCUGGAAACAGAGGCUCCACCCGGCUGUUUGAAACACGAAAAAGCGCCUGACUCUGCCGAAGAGUCUAAGGCUUGUGAGCAAACCGAGUUGCCUUCUACCGACAUUGUCCCAAGCAUUGCCACGGAGGAAGAAGAAGCUGUUGUGGGCGAGCCUGUUGAGGCCACAGAAAUGCCUGGUACCGGUGCUGAGCUGAAGGACGCCGGUCAAUUUCUUAAUUUAGGGAACGCGGACGUGACCGUCUUGACAAGCGUGCAGGAUGGAGAUGGAUGCAGCUCUGAGCUGGAGACAGAACCACACUCACUUGAGCAGCUGAAAAGUGACAAAUCAAUCGCUAACGAGUCCGAGGGUAUACCUGCAGUCGUUGUCAGAGAUGUAUUAAAUGAAGAACCAAGUCAACGGGAAAAGGAUGAGAAUAUCGGCGUCGAAACGGAUAAUUGCGCGAACAAUAUCGACUUUGUUGACAGUGAAAUUGUCGACGGUGCAGACCCGGGAAUAGCAGACGCAAAAGAUUCCUCAGCUACGAAUAUUAAGCCAGAAGAUGAGUCUUCGAACGAAAGUGAGGGUGUUUGCAUGCCACCUGCAGAAGUCGCAAGCGAGGUGGAGGUGGUGGAGUCGAUGAGAUUAGAGAGUGAAGUAUCCCGCUUGUUGCAGGAAGAAGACGUAGCUUCCCCGCCUACGAUGCUCGGAAUGUCGGCCCUCGAGAAUGAACACGAGAUUUAUGUGACUGAUUCAGCAGACAGCGUGCCUGAAGCCCUAAUUGAGAUUGUGGAGUGUGUUUCGUCGCAUCAGGACAGCAAAGAUGAUGUCUCCGAUGUUAUAUCUGAUAACGCUGACGCACCUUUGUCAUUUGCCGGGACGAACGCUGAUGCUAAGGAUCCAAAUGCUCCAGUAAAUUUUCUUCCAGUAGAAUCACGACAAGCUUACAUGGCGAAAGUGCUUGUCGAUCUUGCAGAGUGCACUGCACUCUCAAAGGUUCUCUGUCUUCAGGGAAGGACUGAUGGAUCAGAGAGAGUGGAGGAAGUGCCAGUUGCUGCGAAUGUUAUGGAGGGCCUAGUAACUCAGGCAAUCGACAUCUUAGAUGGAGAUAGUGGUGCCCCGGAACUGGAGGAAUUGGCUUUUCAAGUCGACGCUAGCGGUACUUUUGUUGCUGCUGGUGCGAUGUCUGCUGUGAAUGAUGAUGCCUUCGAAAUGGGAGAUUUGAUGGAAGAUCAGCCAACUGCGAGCGAUGAUCAGUCUUGUGCUGCGGAAAAUGUAGCUGAAACGAACGAGGACGUCCAUGCGGUGGCUGCUGUCGCCAAAACUGUUGCUGCAACGUUUGUAGAAGAUUUUAUGAAGACGAUUGACACUGCUCCUACGAGGAGUGGAAACCAGGAGGUCAAUGAAGCAAUCGCUAGUGAGAAUGCGAGUCUUGUUGAGGAGAUGGUGACAGCAGAAAAAGCACCCGCAUUAAGUAGUGACAUCAAUGAUUCCGACAUUAACGUAGCUGGUGAUUCGCCACCAAUGGCGGGCGCUCCUUUAAGUAAUGACGAAGUCGCUGACCCAGCUACAGUUUCUGAGGAUGGAUCAACACCGACAGAGAUGACUGAACAGAGAUCACGUGUUGUCGACCCUACAAGCGAAGAUUCGGAUGCAUUGCCUACAGAACCAACCACAACAGACGAUUCUAUCCAAAGUUUGGUGAGCGAUGUGGCUGAUACUCUGACGAUUGCAAGGGACUUCGUGGACACAGUUGAGACUGAAGCUCUGACUUCAGUCGUUUCCUUGCUGCAAAAUGAAAGCCCUGGAAAGACGAAGUGCGAGGAGUUCGAGAGCAUCGAUUGGACACCGAAUGAGCAGAACGAACCCAGCACAAUUGUUAGUGGGCCAGAAGGCCCGCUGGAAUCGACAGCUGAGCCUUACGUAGCUAACGUGGUGGAACCAAGCAGCUAUGUAGAAUCAAAUAGCACGAAUGAAGAGUUGGAAGACUCGAUAUGUCCAGCACUGUUGCUGGACGUUGUUGAGGAGCCAAAAGCUCCCAUUUGCGAUGAGUUUUCAACGCAGGAGAUUGUUUCAGGCAUGGCUUGCCGUUGUGCUUCCCAGGCUAUCGCAGUAGCGCUCUGCAGACUGUCCCAGUCUUGUGAUCUUGUCAGCGAAGAAAGCGCAGUCUACGAUGCGCUGGACGUGGAGGUGGCAGAUGAAAGAAAACAUGUAGAGGAGCCAUGUUUGGCUGAAGUUGAGCUUGAAGCCAAUCCAGAUACGAGUGAGUCCACACGUGAUGACACCAGUGUGCCGAUCUUGAAAGGUGAGGCCAAUGAAGCCCAACUCCAACAACCUGCAUCCGACCAGCCCCAUAACACAUCCUCUUGCGACAACGGCGUCAUUCAACCAAACGUCACCGCAUCGCCUUCCACUUCCGCUGACGACACGAGCAUAGUCGACUCGAAGAUACGGGAUUUAGUUGAUGCAGUUGAGAAGUGCGGCCAAGGCGACACAGUGAAGGCACCUGACGAGGUGAUUGAUCCGACGAAUGACGUUCCUGUCGCGGAAGGAGACCUAGCCGAGCAGAACGCUGAGCUAACUACGGCGUCGAACUCCUGUGUACAACAAGUAAGUGAAAAAGCAGCUGACGAAGCUAGCGAGUCUCUAGAAACAGACAGUUUGAAGACGGAGGAUGCAGACAAACACGAUGAGAUUGAGCUGUACGGCGGGACUUUUGGUUCGUCACUUGAGGAUGACACACAUGUGAUUAGUCUUUCUGUGGAGAGGCUUGUGGAUGUGGAUGCAGUUGUUGCCGCCACCAAUACCAGCUCCUUAUCCGACCCUAUCGCUGACUCAAUAGUGCGGAAAUGCCCUCCGAAGCAUGCCCGGUCAGUUCGCUUUGCGUUUGAUACCAAAGAAAAGCUACCGGACCAUCCUCGGCGGUCAGUUUUACUGUGGCAAGCCCCUAACGACAAAGCUUGCGCAAAAGAAGCUGUCGAGAAUUCAGCCAAACGCAGAGCCAGUAAGAGACGAAUAUCUCGACGUACGCUUCCUGAUCUGCUUGCGUUCCCGACCGAGACGGCCAGAAUCACCUCGAGUGACACAACUUUGUUGGCGUACGAUGCUCGACAUGAACAGGGCCACAUCUUUUCACUACUUGACCAGAGCAUUCUUAGCAUCGAUCCAAACGGCCGACACAUUGAUUUGGACGAUUCAGAUGAGCGAGUCCAGAGCAAAAUAAUUGGGAAACGCAAGACUUUGACGCAGGAAAUCCAUUUGAAGAAUCUGGCACUGCGUCAAAUCCCGCGCUUCAAUUACAUGCCCAUGCGUAUCAAGUUCCAGUGGUCAGAUUUCGUUGUUGCAACCCCAGUGAGACCGAGUUCCAGCAACCUCGGCGAAGUGAAGUCGCCCGUUGAACCGAUGCGCUUACUGCUGAAGAAAGGGGCCAAGCUUCCGUGUGGAAGCUACGUCAUCGUAUCUGCCUUUAUUCGGCCACUUGAAGACGGGAACGAGAACCUGCGAGUGCAGAUAUACGACGCUGAGCGUGUGGAGGAGUUCCAGUUCGAUUUCUCCGAAGACAUGAUGAAGAAGUAUCAUCUAGAGAGAACUGGAAUGGGAGCUCAGUCACUCGAAUUCCUUGGACAUCUCGAGUUCCGUCGUGACGAAGACACGAUUAUCAUCAAACUACCCGACAAGAAGGCGGGAGAAGGAAGUAGAACGGAGAUCGAUCGAAUGCAACGUGAACUCAUCAUGGUCGGAGGAGAUUUACGCAAACGGGACCCACCUACAGGAUGAACGAUUCGACCUCAAAGCCGAGGUGUCAACUUUAUUUUUUUUGUCAUUUUCGUAUUGGUGGCGGCCACUUUUCAGGCGAUAGGUGCAAGGAAUGGGAGCGUUCAUGGGGGACGCUUCUCGCCGCGAUGCCCGUGGCUCUAUCUAUUACUACGCUGCUCACACUCCCCACUACCUUUCGGUCAGAUCACUCU
Messenger RNA from Phytophthora infestans T30-4, 6374 nucleotides. RefSeq lists its product as uncharacterized. The coding region runs from base 1 to 6183 and encodes 2060 amino acids. The transcript has a single exon. The record is from RefSeq and is a predicted model, not a curated record. Lineage: Eukaryota; Oomycota; Peronosporomycetes; Peronosporales; Peronosporaceae.